AUGUCUAACGGAAAUUCAUUGAGAGAAGUGCCCAUGUCACAUAAUGAGCAGUCUCAUUAUGUUCCCGCACAAGAGUAUGGAGCUACUCCACGAUAUCCAACCUCAGGCGGGUCUCUCGGAGCAGCCUAUUAUGGGUUAUCGGGCACCGGCAACGAUGACACUGUAAUCGUUGACCAGAAAAGUCUCAGCCGCGAUUCCCACGACUUUGCAGAGGGAGACUUUGUUUGUCCAGGAUUCUUCAGCCGCGUCGAUCUUGGUGGGUUCACCCGUCGCUUCAACCCUUCGCAAUGGAAUUACGAUAUGCGCCGCCAAGCCCAGUCCAUCCUUCCAUUCUUAUCUCUUGGCCCUUCAUCAUGUCUACGUGAUGCCGAUUACAUCCGCAGCCAAGGGUUCACACUACUCCUUGCUAUUCGAAGUCGUCACUCAGCCCUGGCACGCCUCGUCUCUGGCGAAAAGGCCGCCGCCGAGGUUGGUAUUAUGGCCGACACCGUUGAUGUCCUUGACAAUCAAGAGCUCAUUUCUGCAUUCCCACGUGCUAUCCGCCGCAUCAAUGAUCAUCUGGCUGGUGUGGAUGAGGGACCUGAUAAGAUGGCGUUCGAUGGUCAACAACAGAAACGAAAAGUCCUAGUCUUCUGCGAAUCUGGGAAUGAACGCUCAGCCAGUGUUAUCAUUGCCUACAUCAUGGUCAUGCUCAAUAUUCAGUCUGUAGAAGCCACCCACAUGAUUCAACAGCGUCGUUUCUGUGUCUCGAUCGAGGACAAUAUGAAAUACAUACUCUCGUCUUUCGAGUCUAUUCUUUCUGCUAAGCGUGAUGUUGAGCGUGCUAGGGGAAUUACCGUUCGUGGGGCUGCGAGUCUUGCGCCUCCACCUCCACCACAAAUGCUUACGAAGAAGCGAAGUUUUCAAGAUCAUAGAAAUGAUGAUCUUGCCUUGGAGGAGGGUGAAAUGGAUAUGGACAUGGAUGAGGGUGAGGACCCCUUCUAUGCGCGAAAGCCGAAUGCUCCCUUCCAAGACCGUGUGGUCUAG
This is a messenger RNA of Penicillium expansum, 1026 nucleotides long. RefSeq names its product dual specificity protein phosphatase family protein. Gene Ontology annotation, biological process: regulation of ERK1 and ERK2 cascade; protein dephosphorylation; negative regulation of SCF-dependent proteasomal ubiquitin-dependent catabolic process. The coding region runs from base 1 to 1026 and encodes 341 amino acids. Gene Ontology annotation, molecular function: protein tyrosine/serine/threonine phosphatase activity; F-box domain binding. NCBI's taxonomy places the organism in Eukaryota, Fungi, Ascomycota, Eurotiomycetes, Eurotiales, Aspergillaceae. Gene Ontology annotation, cellular component: nucleoplasm; cytoplasm. The record is from RefSeq and is a predicted model, not a curated record. The transcript has a single exon.